Molecule: messenger RNA, 1926 nt
Organism: Drepanopeziza brunnea f. sp. 'multigermtubi' MB_m1
Lineage: Eukaryota; Fungi; Ascomycota; Leotiomycetes; Helotiales; Drepanopezizaceae
Source: RefSeq, a predicted model, not a curated record
AUGGGCUCCGACAAGGCCAGGCCGGCCUAUGUAGAGGAUGUCGACGAUUCCAGCGGGAGGCCAGUCCGAGGAUCGCGCAAGACCGCGGCCGUCAAGCCCAAGGUCUACUACCAUGAAGAACCGGUGCGCGACAGGCGGAAGAGUACCAAGCAGAGGAGGUCGCAGAGCGACGCGGCAGAUGUUCUCGAACAGAAGGCCAUGGCCACGGCGCAACAUGUCGAGAUCCAGAGAGAGGUGAAGAAACCGGACCGCCGCAAAUCCUUGAGCGCCAGCACGAAAACCCCUGGGAAGUCCAGUCGAGCGUCGUCUUCGCAGGAGAAUCACAUAUCGCGCGAGGUGGAACGACCCAGGAGCUCCAGAGACCCGAGGAAUUUUGGGAUUCCCACCCCAACAACGGCCACCCGCCCAUCGAACGAUGUGCAACCCAUCCCGUUUCGGCCGCGAGCGUUAACGUCACAAACCUACCCACGGCCGAUCAGCGUGCAGACGGCCGGUGGAGGAGGCUACACCCAAGGUCCGCCACUAUCCAUGUCUGCCUACUACCAACAGCCACCAGUCGUUACCCCUUCGUACCCUCCUCCUACGCCAGAUUCAUCAUACAUGCAAUACGCAGCCCCUCAACAGCAAGCGCAGUACGUGCAGCCACCACAGUAUCAGUAUGCGCAGCAUCAGCAGUUCUCUCAAGCGCCGCAAUACACCAUGUCCCCGCAAUCCCAGCUGCCAUCCGCCGCUCAAGGGGAUGGGUACUUUGCCCCGAGAGCCAGUUCACGACCCCUUUCGGCGAGGUUCGACCCGAUCCCACGAUCUUCGACAGCCUUUGAGCCACGGGCCUCGGACCUCAACCCGCGAACGAAAUCGGUGUUCGGAGGUCGCGACAGUCGACCUCGCAGUGACUAUGAUCCCGCCUACCACGACGACGGGUAUGCGUCGGCAGCAGACGGGGCGACCGUACGCAAAUCCGAGAGGAGGGGUAGCAUACGGGUGCCCUCCUCCACAGCAAAGAUGAGCAAAGCCGAAGCAGACUGCAUCGCCAUGCCACCCCCGCCCCGUCCCACGGGCAUCCUCCGGCGAUCGACCGAGUACCACGUUGACCCCAAGUCAGACCCGGCCGUGGGAAGCUACUACGAGCGCGAGGAUCGAUCGGAGGAACGUGUCGCGCCUCGGGCUCGAAGACCAAGUCCCAGUCGACAUUCGGUAUCGUAUGACACGGAGAGUGUGAGGGUGGAGGCAGCCAACAGUAGCCGCCGGAGACAAAGCUCGCAUGGUAUCCCGUCGUCGGCAGAUGGCUCGAGUGAAUACGCGGCGACGAGUGGCCAUGAGGCAAGACACGAGACCAAGAGCACUCGUGGGCCCAAGAGCGCAUACGAGACCAAGAUGAGCCAAGCUCAGGCGUAUCAAGGAGCCAGUGGUGAGUAUGAUGCCAAACUCGACCAGGCUCAAGCCUAUCAGGAUGAUGUUGGCGGCGGGCCUUCCAUCCCUCUGACUGCAGAGCUGUUGCGGAGGCAGCAACGGAAGCACGGGGGCAGUAGCCGGGGCACCAAGAGUAGUGCAAGCCGAGACGAUAGCGACUAUAAGAAAUCAGCCACGACGCGGACCACGAGAAGUGGGAGUGGAGAUAACGAGGAGAACGUCACCAUCAAGGUUGUGGGCCAGGCCCGGGUGAUGGUCGGUGGAACUCAGAUCGAUUGCGCCGACGGGGGAGAGAUUCGCGUCCAGCGACAGAAGAGCCUCCACAAUGGUAGUGAGCGCUCCAGUUCGGAGUACGGCGCCCGGCGGAUCGAAGACCGCCAGAGUCGAGUGAGCCGACCUUCCGGCCAAUCGAGGAUGAGCAGCUCGGGCGAGUCGUAUACGCAAACGCCCGACUACCCGAGACAGCGGGAGAGAGAGCGAGAGAGAGACAGAGGACGUGACGACAACUACCUCUGA